AUGGCGGCAGCACUGGGCGUGCUCGCCCCCACUGACGUGGUCGUCAUUGACGACAGCAGCGAUGAGAUAGAGGACGACCAGGCCAGCCCCAUCGUAGUCUCAUCAUCAGAUAGCGAGGGCGACGACGAAAUAGAGGGGUCCGAAGCAGACGGCGACGGCGGCGGCGGCGGUGGCGGGAGGGUGGCCGGGCCGGCCAAGGCUGCGGUGCCGCUGCCAGCCCGGGGCGCGGCGCCGGCCGCGAGCGUGGGCGCACUCACGCACGUGUCUGACAGCCUGGGCAAGGGCACCGCGAUGCUGACUCACGUGUCAGACAGCCUUGCGGGCGGCAGCAGGCGCAGCGGCGGCGGCGGCGGCGGCGGCGCCGUGGAGGGCGCGACGGCGCAGUCACCCGGGCCGGCGGGCGCUGUGCGGGGCGGAGGGGCGGCGGGGCACGAGAGGGCUGCCGCUGCCGCCCCUGUUGAGCUUAGUGAUGAGCAGGCGGCGGUGGCGUGUGCGGUGCUGCAGGACCGGCAGAACGUGUUUUUCACAGGCAACGCCGGCACGGGCAAGUCGUUCCUGCUGUCUCACAUCGUCGGGCAGCUGCGGUCAGAGUUCGGCCUGCUCUUCUCCACGCGCGUCGCGGUCACGGCGGCCACGGGCAUCGCAGCAACGCACAUCGCUGGCCAGACGCUGCACAGCGCCAUGGGGUGCGGGCUCAUCAACUCGUACCGCGACUGGGGGCGCAUGUUUGAGCGCAAGAACGCGCAGCGGAUACGAGACCUCGACACGCUAGUCCUGGACGAAAUCUCGAUGGUGUCUGCAGAGUUUCUCAACGAGCUGGAGGCCACCCUCAGGGCGCUGCGCAACAACGCCCGCCCCUGGGGCGGCCUCCGGCUGGUCUUCUGCGGCGACUUCAGCCAGCUGCCGCCAAUCGAGAACAAGACGCGCGCGGGGCAGCCGCUGGCGCCGGAGGCCUUUUUGAACCGCGGCAUGGCCUUUCAGGUGGGGCCACGCGCACUCUAG
Molecule: messenger RNA, 1002 nt
Organism: Monoraphidium neglectum
Lineage: Eukaryota; Viridiplantae; Chlorophyta; Chlorophyceae; Sphaeropleales; Selenastraceae
Product: ATP-dependent DNA helicase PIF1
Exons: 8
Coding region: 1-1002 (333 amino acids)
Biological process (GO): telomere maintenance; DNA repair
Molecular function (GO): DNA helicase activity
Source: RefSeq, a predicted model, not a curated record